AUGUCUGUUGAUCUAUCUAUCUAUCUAUCUAUCUAUCUAUCUAUCUAUCUAUCUAUCUAUCUAUGCCUUCCUGAUCAUAUCUAUGUUUCUCAUCAUGUAUAUCUAUCUAUCUAUCUAUCUAUCUAUCUAUCUAUCUAUGCCUUCCUGAUCAUAUCUAUGUUUCUCAUCAUGUAUAUCUAUCUAUCUAUCUAUCUAUGCCUUCCUGAUCAUAUCUAUGUUUCUCAUCAUGUAUAUCUAUCUAUCUAUCUAUUUAUCUAUCUAUGCCUUCCUGAUCAUAUCUAUGUUUCUCAUCAUGUAUAUCUAUCUAUCUAUCUAUCUAUCUAUCUAUCUAUCUAUCUCUAUAGUGGUGACCUUGUUGUUGUUUGUCUUCCGGACAAAUUCUUCUUCGUCUUCUUUUUUUGUCUAUUUUUGUUCAUUUAUUCUUUUCCUCUUUCUUUCCCAUAUCUCUUUCUUUCUUUCUUUCUUUCUUUCUUUCUUUCUUUCUUUCUUUCUUUCUUUCUUUCUUUUCAUUUUCCUGUUUUCUCUCAUUAUAUUUAUUCUUGUUUUCUGCACAUGCGUUUUUUUUUGUUUUUUUUUACUUCUUUUUCUUCGUGUCCACUUUUUGUCCUCUAUUUUUUUUUUAAAAAUCUCUUUUCCUAUCUUACCAACGAAACUGGGACCCGAGGCUGGGGACACGAGAUCUCCACUUUCGUAUAUUCAUGA
Molecule: messenger RNA, 702 nt
Organism: Acanthosepion pharaonis
Lineage: Eukaryota; Metazoa; Mollusca; Cephalopoda; Sepiida; Sepiidae
Source: the annotation of a GenBank genome assembly